AUGUCGGCAGGCGAGCGAGAAACAGUCAACCUCGACGCCUUGGAGCCGCAGCAGCUAGCCCAGGUCAAGAAACAGCUUGAUGAGGAGCUCGAGCACCUUACGUCGUCUUUUUCGCAGCUUCAUGGCGCCCAAGGAAAGUUCAAUGAAUGCCUGCGAUGCGUCAACAGUCGCUCCGAGUCAAAAAAUAGCUCGAACGAGGUCCUAGUGCCACUGACCAACUCUCUUUACGUACGAGGCGAAUUAACGAAUACCGAGACGGUGCUUGUGGAUGUUGGUACAGGCUUUCUUGUGGAAAAGAAACUAGAGUCGGCGGCUACGUUUUACGAAAAUAAGAUCAAGGAGCUGACGCACAGCCUGAAAGAGCUCGAGGCGAUUGUUCAGCAGAAGCAAAUGAACGUGCGCACUAUCGAAGAAGUUCUACGGCAAAAAUUGAUAACACAACAGUCCAGUCAAUCUCAAUCCUAA
Messenger RNA from Beauveria bassiana ARSEF 2860, 465 nucleotides. Its product is annotated as Prefoldin alpha subunit. NCBI's taxonomy places the organism in Eukaryota, Fungi, Ascomycota, Sordariomycetes, Hypocreales, Cordycipitaceae. The record is from RefSeq and is a predicted model, not a curated record. Gene Ontology annotation, cellular component: prefoldin complex; cytoplasm. The coding region runs from base 1 to 465 and encodes 154 amino acids. The transcript is spliced from 5 exons. Gene Ontology annotation, biological process: protein folding; regulation of DNA-templated transcription.